Chinchilla lanigera (long-tailed chinchilla) is the source of this 1519-nucleotide messenger RNA. RefSeq lists its product as uncharacterized. Lineage: Eukaryota; Metazoa; Chordata; Mammalia; Rodentia; Chinchillidae. The coding region runs from base 300 to 614 and encodes 104 amino acids. The transcript has 2 exons. The record is from RefSeq and is a predicted model, not a curated record.
AGAACUCAGGGCCCUGUGCCUGACAGGCAGGCGCUGCGUCCCGACCUAAUGACUACUCCUUUGCCAUCCUGAUUUAACUUCGAGAUCCACACUCCUCAGGACUAUGCUCCAGGUCAGGCGGGACGUCCAUCAGCAGGUCUCAAGGACUUGUCUCUGUCCUCAGCAGGGGGCUUAACAAGGACAGUUCCUCCCCUCCAGGCGGCUGACCGAAGCCUGGGGCUACCCAGCGGCUGUGCGCUGGGCCACCCACAUUGCACCACCCAGAGGGGCAGCCCUGACCCGCCGCCCGCUCCCGACUAAUGCUGUCCUCGGCUUUCAAGGCAUUUCCGCUUCGAGCAGCCCUCAGCACCUCAGGGUGUCAGAACGCAAGGCCUCCUGUCCUCCCGGCCCAGGAAGAGCGGCGGCACCACCUGCCAGUCACCCUGAGGCCCCGCCCCCCCGGCGCGCGCAUCGCCGUCCCCACCGCGCUGUUGUUGCCUGGAUACCGCGGGCUCCGCACCGCUCCGCCCUCCUCACUCUCAGGAUGCAUUUUCCGGGGUUGCCGGGCUCGUGAAUGUGUGAAUCCGGUCCGGCUCUUCGGGCUCUUCACACCUGCUGCAGCAGGAGCUCUGUGAGGAUUAAAUACAGUCAAAACCAGCGCCAGUCAGCGUCAGUGCGUGCGGACGUGCGCACCAGGGGCCUCGCCACGCAGGCAGGCGGCUCGGGCAGCCUCAGCGUGGUGGCCUUAGUGCCCUCCAGCUCCCCAGGCAGACGUCUGCGUCUUCUUCACAUUCGACUUCCGGCCUAGAUUCGUUCUUGCAAGUGCUGCCUUUUCUGGGGGCGGCUGGGGGCUUCCCCUGGGUUUGUUCCUUACCUUGUUUCACAUUACAGAUCAAUAAUCUUGCUUGUAAAACACUCUUGCAAGCUCGGGCUGGCUUCCUGUUUUCAUCAUCGCUACGUGAAUUCACAAGCACCCAGACCUUGGAGGUGAAGGCCAGUCGGACAGAGGCACUCAUCUUACUCAUUUCGUGGUGAACAACAGCACGUGGGUAACACUCCUACAGCACGCCGCAGGCGGAUGACGGACGGACGACAAGAGCGAGCGGCGGCAGCACGAGCGCACACGAGUGAUGCGGGGAGCGCGCGGGAGUCUGCUGCGGCCGGGUCCCUGCACUCCUGUCCCUCUGCCUGGGCGGUGUCCCAUCCGCGCGGGACCUUCAGCUGCUGACUGAGCACCGUCCCUCGGCGAGGGGCUUUACACAUGAGUGUUUCAAACGCACAAGUUUCCCCAAGGAAUUUAGGGCUUAGUGAGCUCAGCGGAAGGUCAGCCUUAGUCACCCAGUAAAUGCUGUCAUGGGAAACAGGGCUACGGAGGGUGUGGGGGGCUUGCCUACACCCGGACGCUUCCAGGCUUUCUCGACACUGUUCACCCCCUCACAGGUGUUUCUCUGACACGUGUUUGCUGAUAAAUGUUUAAAGUAGGGCUCCUUGUAAUGAUUUAUUUACUUACUUAUUUUUGCUGCGUUAGAGACUGAACUCA